Messenger RNA from Chaetura pelagica (chimney swift), 2139 nucleotides. RefSeq names its product DDB1 and CUL4 associated factor 17 (gene DCAF17). The transcript is spliced from 17 exons. Lineage: Eukaryota; Metazoa; Chordata; Aves; Apodiformes; Apodidae. Gene Ontology annotation, cellular component: Cul4-RING E3 ubiquitin ligase complex. The record is from RefSeq and is a predicted model, not a curated record. The coding region runs from base 1 to 1752 and encodes 583 amino acids. Gene Ontology annotation, biological process: protein ubiquitination.
AUGAACAGAAAGCCUGUUCUUACACCACCUGCCAAGUGGCCUGUUAAAAAGUCAAGCAAGAGGAAAAAAUCUGCUAAUGUAAUUUGUUCUAUUCUGUGCCAGGUAACAGCGGUGCUGCCCGGCAGCCCCGGCGGGUGCGGUGCCGGCAGGGCUGGCCGGAGCCUCGGGCCUUGCCCGGGUGUGGGAGUCCCGGGGUCACCCCGGCUGGUGCGGGGAGAAAAACGCAGCGGUUUUGCUGAAAAAUGGUUGAAUUUAUUUGAUGAGGAAAGUACUAAAUUCAAGAAUGUCUGGACAACUCAUUCUGCAUCUCCUAUUGCAUAUGAAAGAGGAAGAAUUUACUUGGACAAUUACCAGUGCUGUAUUAGCAGCAUUGCACAAAAGCCAAGAAUACUUUAUCAAAAGCCAAAGUGUUCUAAGUCAGAAAAAAUAGAAGAUGCUUUAUUAUUGGAAUGCCCACUGGGGGAAAUGCUACCAAGUCCAUCUGACUAUAAAUCUUCCCUGAUAGUCUUGACAGCGCAGAACUGGCUUCUACGUCUCUCUGCUGAUAGUGGAGAAAUACUGGAAAAAAUAUACCUUGCUGGUUCCUGUUGCAAAUUCAGGUAUCUGAGCUGGGAUACUCCUCAAGAGGUAAUGGUUGUAAAGUCAGUUCAGAAUAAGCUCCCUGCAGCAGCACAGCAGGCAGGUAUCCAACAGUCUGUAUUGUUCUAUCUUGCUGUAUUCCGAGUUUUGCCUCUUUCAUUCAUUGGAAUGCUAGAAAUAAACAAAAAGAUAUUUGGUAACUGUGUGACAGAUGUUGCUGUUUCUAAUGGAAUUCUGAUUGUAAUGUAUAGUAUGGGUCUGGUCAGGCUCUAUAACUUCCAGGCCAUCUUUGAGCAGUUCAUGGAACAGCCAUUUGCGUUGGGACAGGAAUUCAACUGGAAUGGUCAAGUGGGAGUUGUGGGAAAGUAUCCAUUUGGUCUUCCAUGUAACAUUAAAAUAACAGAUACCCCACCUUUGCUAUUUGAAGAAUGUUCUCUGGAGAAUGCAUUUCAAAUUGGAGGUUACCCUUGGCAUUAUAUCAUCACACCUAACAAGAAAAAACAUAGAGGAGUCUUCCAUAUUUGUUCUCUGAAAGACAGUGUUUUGGCAAAAAAUGGAGUACAAGAAAUGAAAUGCUGUUCACUGGAACCUGAUUGGAUAUAUUUCCAUCCAGAUAUGUCAGGCAGAAUAAUCCACGUGGGACCAAAUUUGAUAAAAGUCUUGAAGCUUAAGGAAGUUCAAAAUAAUACAGAUCAAAUGGAGAUUGCAGAAGAUUUUUUGAUUGUGGCCAACAGAGAAAACUGUGUGAACAAUGCUGUUACUGUAACAGCUUCUGGUCGGGUGGUGAAAAAGCGUUUUAACUUGCUGGAUGAUGACCCAGAACAAGAGACAUUCAAAAUAGUGGACUAUGAAGAUGAAUUGGAUUUGUUAUCCACUGUGGCAGUUACUCAAAUAGGAGCUGAUGGAAAAGCACACCUUGACUUUCAUUGUAAUGAACAUGGGAUUCUACUUAAGAGUAUUCCAUUACUGGAGUCCUGGGAUGUGACUUACAGUCAUGAAGUUUACUUUGACAAAGACCUUGUGUUACAUAUAGAACAGAAGCCUAACAGGAAAUUCAGUUGUUAUGUCUACCAAAUGGUCUGUGAUAGUGCAAAAGAUGAUGAAUGUUCAAGCCAUGAAAAAACAGAAAGAGUGGCCUAUAAAAAAGGAGGGAGAAUUUUUGAAUAUACUUAAGACAUAAACAACUACAGAGACUUCAAUCUGGAUGUUAUUUAAGGACUUCAUACAUAUUAAUUAGUCAACUACUGUUCUUCAUGGAGGAUUUAAACUUAACAUUUUGUACUAUUACAUCAAGUUUUAUUUCUUUUUUUCUCUGUAAAUUUGUACACUUGUUUGUAGUCCAUAAUGGCUUUUCAUGUAUUCACCAAUUCAUUCUUAAUGCUAGAUGCAGCAUUUAUUGCUUCUCUUCAGCAAUUGGAAUGAAAUACUGGACAUAGAGGAGAAAGAUGUGGACUUACUGAUCAUCUGCCAUCUGCUGCAGUCUGUCUGAUGUAGUUUUACCUAUGCAACUUUAAUACAGGCUAUUAAUUGGGCAAAGUAGUUAAAACUGUAUAGGAUAAA